UGGGUAAUUGUGGAAGCACAUUAAACAAUUAUUGUGCUAUGAAAUGCGAUCGUAGCAUAUACUCGUACUAUAUGGAUGUAAUAUUAUUUGGUGUUAUUUCCCUGAUAUUGUUGGGUAUUUUUCUAUACUUCACGUUAUAUUUGUAAAGUUUGCAACUAUGAAACAUUUAUAAAAUACAAUGGAAAAAGACCAAAACAACUCACACAUAGAAAUAGCACAUGGCUUAAAUUCACCUGAUGUCCGAAAUAAUAAUAACAUACCUUUCGUCGAUGACACCAUUGAGCUAGAGUACGUCAGAAACAAUGCAAAGCCAAAACCAUUUGAUAUUGAAAGCGGCGAUCCUGGGAGAGAAGCUAGAAACCCUAAAAUCCAUGCAGCAGACUUAGGUGCGAUACACACACCCAACAAAGAUACCAUUGUUGUAGAUACACCUGAAGGAACAUUAUACAUCACCUUAGAUCCAGAUUCAUCUAGGUCUUCUAAAGUUACAAGCCCCAACAGUCCUAGUACACAGUCUACAGAUGUGACUGAUUCACCAACGCCGUCCAAAGCCCAAGAUCCUGAUGAAUUGAUACAAUCAGAACGAGAAAUAGAACAGAGGAUGACUGGAUUGAGGAGAAACUCGAUAUCGAUGCCGACCUUACCGAACCUGGAGUUACUGAGACAAGGGUAUAUCAGUAACACUCAGGAAAAGAUACCGGAGCACCACCAGAGCGCGGGCUCCGGGUUCAGCGACGACAACAACACCGCCGAAGACACCACCGCUCUCUCCGACGAUGACCGCGCCAAAUCACCUCUGCGAUCUCCGCGGCGGAAGUCCCGGCGCUACCGGUCGGAGUUCAGCAUGGAUGAGGACUACUCUCCCAACAACUCUGUCACGUCGGUCAACUCACUCGCCUCCCUACUCAAGGAGAAGCUUCAGAGUAUUCCUCAAAAGAUACGCAAGAAACCCACUGACUACAAGCUCCGAGCGUUCGUUCUCCUCAUGUUCCUGGCGGUCGCUUUCUUCAUCGGGUUCGCGUACACACUGUAUCACCAGAAGGCGCUGACGAAGGCCUACUUCCAGAGCGUGCAGUUCAACGAACCCAAGAGAAUGAUCCGCAUUUACAAUAGAGAUGACGUCGAAAUACUGAGAGCGCAUCUAGCGGUAGGGUUAGAGGGCAAGAAGAAAGCGUUUCCAUGUCUGCCAGAAGAUCGCCGGUCAGAUGGCUCCGAAUGUUUGGAGUGGCUGAACAACCUCAGAUUCUAUCUCAAGUCGUUGCCACACGACCCUGGAGUUGAUAACACAACUUGUUAUGCAAUACAUUGGAAAGCUCUACGAUCAGAUGUCACGCCAACGGACUGCUUUGAUUGGAGCGAAACAAAAACUCAUUGGUAUGGUGGUGGCCAAUCGCUUAACUUAACUUGGCCAUUAGAUUCAGGAACCCUCGAUUUCACCCCAUUUAUAACUGGAGAUAUGCAGAAACAGCAGCUAGGAAAUGUUCUCACACGAUAUCUGAUAAACUCUAAGGGAGCCGCCAUUAUCAUUAACGAUGACACACCUCUGCAUAUAUCUGUGAAUAAUGGAAGAAGGCAAAUAUGUAUCAAAGCUGAAUAUGAUGGUUUUGCUUUUGCCAACAAGUUGACAGAAUUUGCUGAAAUGAAAUAUAACAUAUGCACUUCCGUUGAUAUGAAGUCUUUACAUUCCUCUAUCCAUAGUCAUAGAAGAGCUCCUUUGUGGGAUGGGCUAAAACCAGCUGACAUGCUAUCUCUAGAGUCUCUCAUAUCAGAACCUGUUUGGCAAAUAGCUCCUCGCUUCAAACACGAACUAAGAGCUGAAACAAUUUCUAAAUAUACUGAAGAUGUCAUUGAUUUGGGAUUUUUAAAACUAGGCCAUGUAUUGGUAAAUGAAUUUUGGCAGAAUGAAAUUGGUGAUCUAAGUAUAGAUAUGAAUCGGUUUCUAACGUUAAAUUCAACUGUUGAUAAGUUACACAGAAGAGGAUUUAAAGUAGCUUUUACACUUCAACCUUAUAUAAGUACAGAAAGUGUUAACUUUGCUGAAACUGUCCAGAAAAGAUUGCUUAUAACUGAACGUAAUGGCGAUAGAAGAAUACCAGCUCUUACACGUUUUAAGUCUUUAGACAGUGCAGGGGUGUUAGAUGUGACUGACCCAAGAGCUAAAGCCUGGAUACUAGAAAAAUUGCAAAUGGUCAUAGAUGAACAUCAUAUUGAUGCAUUUUAUUUUGAUUUAGGCACAGCAUACGAUAUGCCACAUUACUACCGGUGUGAAAAACGUCUCAUAAAUCCUGAUCAGUAUAAGACUGCGUUUGUAAAAUCAUUUGAAAGGACUUUAAAUAUAAUAGGUGUUUCGUCUGCAAUCAGUUUGCCGAGACCUCCCAUCUUUGUUUCUUUACCACCAUUUGAGUCCUCUUGGGACGCUUUAAGAACAGUUAUUCCUACCAUGUUAACGUACGGUGUUAACGGAUAUCCUUUUAUUAUGCCGGGGGCAGUGGGUGGUGAUAUAUAUUGGCCCGGAAGUGAACAAUUUCUUCCAUCAGCGAAAGGAUCUCUUGACUCGAAUGCAACUAACUCGACUCAAGAAAAUGGUAUAGCCUUACCAGAGAAAGAGUUGUACAUGAGAUGGUUACAAAUGGCGACAUUUUUGCCAGUAAUGAAGUUUACUCAUCUACCGAGUAAAUACAAUGACGAGAGAGUGUUAGAAAUGGCCAAGAAUCUAACUUUACUGAGGCAAAAAUUUGUAACACCACUGUUGUUGAAGUACAAGCGGGAGGCUCUGGAGGAAGGCUUGCCGCUGAUUCGUCCUCUGUGGCUGGUGGCGGAUGGAGACCCCACGCUGCUUGUGAAAGAUGAGUUCGCUAUUGGUGAUGAGAUUGUGGUGGCCCCGGUGCUGCAUCAAGGACAGACAACUAGAGAAGUGUAUCUCCCGACCGGCUUGUGGCAGGAUGGUAUAGAUGGCUCCUUGAGAAAAGGGAAUCGUUGGAUGCACGAGUACAAAGUACCGACCGAUCGUGUAGCUUACUUCCUCAGGAAGCCUGAUGAUAUGAGAUUCAGAUGAAUAAUGCAGCAUUCCAAAAUUGCAUGUUGACUACAUCAAUAUAUCAUCUCACUAAGUAGAGUCGAUAAUGUCAUUUUAGACACUUUAAUAAUAUAACCAUAGAUUACGGAUUGGUUUCGCUGCGUUCCAACUAGAUACCGCACUACCUAAGAACAAAAAGCUUUUUUAUUAAUAUUAGAUGCUUGUAGCGUGGCAUCUUGACACUUAACGGCAUCUUUCAAAUUUAGUAACAUACGCUUCGUGUGGUUUUACAUUGAAAUUAAUAAAUUACAAAGUACUCACUGAUGAUAUGUGAUCCCAGUGUAUUUCUCAGUCCUUAAUUAUUAGCAAAGUUCAACAGAACAAAAGAACAUGUGGCAUGUCAACGUCACACAUUGCUCGAGACUGGCUCGAGUACGCCAGCUUGGGCGUAAUAUUAGUUGAUGCACUUUGCGACUACGCCUUCGGUAUGUAGUUGGAGCGCAGCGGAGACCAAUCCUUAAUAUAAGAAUACAAUAUUGAUUUAUAUACAUUUGAUACCUUGAAAUUUUAAAACGAUAAUGUGCGUGUCUUAAUACUGAAUUUUGCAAUUAUUUAUUCAACUUUGUAUUGGUUCUUAUCUAUUUCAUGUACGAAUCAAUUUUUUUGUAAUGAUCAUCAUAGUACAGAUACUUCUGAUAACGUAUAUAUAUAUGUAGUCAAAGUCAAAGUAAAAAAAUCUUUAUUUACUGUAAAACUUUAUAAGUUAUGUAGUGCAAGUCAGGAUGAAGUACAAAAGUUACAAUAGCAUUCAAAUGAGUAUAACAAUAUUCAUUAACAAAAUUUAGAACAUUAAUCCCAACUAUCUUUAUCAUUCAAAUAAUCUUUUACAUUAUAAUAGGCCCAAGAUGUUAAUUUAUUUUUUACGACACAUUUAAAUUUUUUAAUAUAUAUAUAUAUUAAACCGUAUAUUGAUAUCAAAAAAAUAAGUUACAAUUGUAAUUAGUCAUUACUUUCAUUUACGUGACUAUUUACUAUGUUGCUAACUGGUGUCAAUAUAAAAUCUGUCUUUAUGACAUAUGAGACUAUACUAAUAACUUAUUAUAUCACUUGUGUAACUAACAGCAUGUUAUUAUAAAGAUUUUGAAUGUUGUAUCAGAGCUGACUAGCACUAAAUACUCUUUAUAAAUUGAUAUGUGUUAAGUAUAGUAUUUUGCUAUGUAUAUAUACUUAAUAUAUAGCAAAUUUUGUUUAUCCAUUGCCAAAAGAGUUGUGAUUAUAUAAUGUUGUCAUUUAUAUAUAUAACUAACAGAUCCCGCCGGGCGAAUUUAAAAGGUAGGAGCGUUGGAAUUUGAAAAAAUAAACCAGCUAGGAUAAAUUUCGCAUCCAAUAGUGGUAGUUUCAUCUCGAUACGAUCAGUGGUUUAGGCGUGAAAGAGCCUCAAAGAAAGACUAUUUUAAUUAUAUAUCUAGAAAAAUAUGUUUUAGUUCGCUCGGUACAAUUUCAUAAGUAGUAUCUACCUGUUUGGACUCAAAGGCCUAGCUUGUCAAAAUUGGAAGAAAGGAAAUGAUUCUAGGAAGGUGGAAGAUGGCAUUACAAUUAGAUCAUCUACAACAUUAAGCUUGUACCACAUUCAUCUUAUGCUUUUUAUUUGAUUCGAUUGUACGAAUUCAGACAUUUUCAUAUGAAAGCAAUUUGGCAGGGUCGUGUAUUGAUUAUACAGGAUGUGCCAAAGUUAUGGGACAUGAAGGAAAAGUACCAACAGAAUUGUGCCAUAUCAUAUCGAGUAUUCACCAUAAAAUAAUAAGAAAAUCAACAGGCAGCGGACUCAUUAAAAGAUUGGCGAUUUGCGUAAGACAAGAGGGAUCACAUUUGAGCAUUUAAUUAAUUAAUUUAGAAAAAAAUACCCACUCAAUUGACUACUUUCUUUUAAAAUACUAUGUUACUUAAGAAGAGUUAUUAGGUUUUGCCCAUUCUUUCGAUUGGCAUUAUAAAAGUAGGGAUGUUUUUUUUAUACAUUUCAGUCGGUUCGAUUCCCAGGCGAGGCAAGUAAUUUUUAGAAAAUCUUUGAAUGCAGAAGUACAAACUUUUAAAAGUAAAAUAAAGUCUUGUUUCAGUAAAAAAGCCUAUCUUCGAUAUUUAAGGUACUUUUCAUUCAUGUCCCAUAACUUUGGCACAUCCUGUAUGUAUGCAUUGUUUUUUUUUAAACUCUAGCUUUUAUCGGCCUUGUUUUUAUGAACUUGGCUCGUCAAUGACAAGCUUUAAUACGGGUUCAAUAUAGAGUAAAUUGAUUUCAAUGUAAUUACUUCUAUAUGGCUAAGAAAAGCUCCAAUAAGUGCUUAUUUUCUUACGCGACUUCCACAUAUGGAAUGACCUUCUACGAUUGAGUUCACAACUCGAUAGACUUAUCCUAAUCAAUUUUUUUUUGUGUGUUGAACUCUCCAAGAAUGUAAUUUGGCCAUAAAUUAUGUUACAAAUAAUAAUGCAUUUAUAUUUUUAUAACGUAAUGUAAUCUUGGCAUAACCUAUAUGUAUUUAUUGAUUGAAGUCUAUAUUAAAAUUUUUAUAUUAUUAUCUUUACUGCAGGCCUUCCAUCUGUCUGGCCACGAAUCUUUCAAUUUACGCACGGUUUCUUUUGGAAAUUCAGUCACUGCACUUUCUAGAUAUUCCUUCAGAGACUCGUUGUUGGCGUGUCAUUUAGAGCAGUUCAUGUUUUAUAAAAUGACCAUUAUGUUUAGUCCAAUUGGUUCGGAACUGUUCGGAGCUGAUGAUACUCAGCAUGAAAAUGGAUUGUUUUGAGGAAGUUAUAAUUCCCGCGCUUAAGAAAGACGUCAGUUCCAGGCAGACCACCAAUCAAAAGCACCGUUUGAAUUCUGACAAUUGGUGUUUUAAUAUUUUAAUGUUAAUCAUUGCGCACUGGCCUGUUUAAAUACCACUGGACAAGCUCUUCUAUAUGUUUGACAGCCAUUUUUUUGUGCCUAUUUGAUGCGCCACUCGCGAGCGUCCAGAGAACUAAUUUUGGCGAAUAAUACAAAUGGCUGCAAGAGAAGCGUACAAUACUACGAAGUAUUUUUGCAAUGUGAAUUUAUUUCGGUCGUUUUCCCUGUUAUUUAUACUUCAGGACUGAACUUAUAAAGUGCACGUUUUUUUUUGUAAUUAGUUUUCCUAUCGAUGUUUGUUUAGCUGCGGUUAUCAUCACUAGUUUUAUUACCGCAGACUCUCGCUACAUGGCCAACAGAGCCAAAAUGGCGAAUAUCAAACAGUCACAAAAGCUCUUUGACAGCCGCCAGUCCAGUGGUAUAUAGUAGAGACGUCAUUGUUAUCGCGCUAUUAAAUUUAACUCAAUACAUCAGGCUAUUUAGUACAUACCUACCUGUCGGCUAGAGGACGUACAUAGUAACAUUAUUAUAUAUAAGAGAGAUGACUGGGACGAUUCCCAAAUUAGUAAAUCUAGUCUUUAUUUUUAAUAGCAAUAAUGUUAAGCAAAUAAAAAUGACCGUAUUCCAUAUUUACACGUUACUAUUGUAAUUAAUUAUAUAAUUACUAU
Molecule: messenger RNA, 6559 nt
Organism: Leptidea sinapis
Lineage: Eukaryota; Metazoa; Arthropoda; Insecta; Lepidoptera; Pieridae
Product: myogenesis-regulating glycosidase
Exons: 9
Coding region: 179-3055 (958 amino acids)
Biological process (GO): carbohydrate metabolic process
Molecular function (GO): hydrolase activity, hydrolyzing O-glycosyl compounds
Source: RefSeq, a predicted model, not a curated record